UUUAAUAAGAGACAGAGGUGAUGUGAUGGCAGCGCUUUCAGGCAGGACAGAUCUGAGAAGACUGUCUGCUGCACACUAAACCAACUGGAUGCAACACGUUGGAGUCCUUCGACAGAAUGGAUUUUUCCAAUUACACUGAAGGGGUGUUUGCCACAACCAGCAGUGGUAAUGACUCCCUGGAGGCCACUAAACCCCCUUCUAGUAAGAUCCUGCUAACGCUUACCCUGUCUGUAGUGGCCGUCCUGACUACAUUCUUCAACUGCCUGGUGAUCACAGCUAUCGCAGUCACACGCAAGUUGCACCACCCGGCCAACUACCUCAUCUGCUCAUUAGCAGCGACCGACCUGCUGGUGGCUGUGCUGGUCAUGCCCUUCGGUAUUAUGUACAUCCAGAAAGAGACCUGGGGCAUGGGCCAGGUGGUGUGUACCAUCUGGUUAAGUGUGGAUAUCACUUGUUGCACAUGCUCCAUCCUGCACCUUGCUGCCAUCGCCAUCGACCGUUACAGGGCCAUUACAGAUGCAGUGGAGUAUUCACGCAAACGCACGGGGGCCAGGGCUGGGGCGAUGGUGGCAUUGGUGUGGUUCCUGUCCAUCCUCAUCUCGGUUCCUCCUCUAAUCUGGCGGCACUACAGCGGGGAUGCCGAGCAGGUAGACCAGUGCAUCAUGAUGCACCAUCACAUGGCUUUCACCUUAUACUCUACCCUUGGAGCGUUCUACAUCCCUCUGAUGCUCAUACUCAUCCUCUACUACAAGAUAUACCGUGCCGCUCAGACCCUGUAUAUGCGCAGGGAGGCCAGCCGGGCCAGCCGCUAUUCAAGUGUGACCAAUGGGAGCAUGAUCCCCUCGUCCUACCCUGCUGGAGAUGGCAACGAGGAUAGGGGAGCCCAAAGUCCGGAGCCCAUAAGCCCUCCAGAAAAGUCUUUCUCUGAACCCUCAACUGAGGAGCCUCCACGUGAACGGGUGCGUAAAUCUAAGGCUUUCCAGGGCAAGUCGCGCCGGCAUGAGUCACGUAGUGAGUCACACAGUGAGUCACGUCGGAGCCAGUUUUACCAAGGUCCACGGAUCUCAGGCUCACGGGAGCGCAAAGCAGCAUCAACGUUGGGGUUGAUAAUAGGGGCAUUCGUCAUCUGUUGGCUGCCAUUUUUUGUCAAGGAGGUGAUUGUCAAUACCUGCAGUGAGUGCAGUACUUCGAUGGAGAUGGCUGACUUCCUUACGUGGUUGGGCUACGUUAACUCGCUAAUUAAUCCCCUCAUCUACACUAUCUUUAAUGAAGACUUCAAAAAAGCUUUCCAAAGACUUGUUAGGUGCAGUCAUUACCUCUGAUGGUAACAAUUGCACAUGAUUACACCCAUACACCCCAACACAUGCCCAUGAAACAAACUAUGGAGAUCGGAGAGAACUGACCAAAUACUGACUGAAUUUACCUGACAGACACUAAGGAUGACCUCCAUUUCCAGAACACCUGCCAUGCGCUCCAACAGCCAGAAUGGCACCAGCUCAGCCAUGAGCUUGCAGCAAAGUUCCAUAUUGAAGUCCAAGUCCUGCUAUUAAUGGAAAUGCUUUCAUUGAUCUUAAUUGUUGUGAUGGAAAGGACAGUAACAUGUUGAUUUUUUGAAAAUGGGCAAUUGCCGACCUUUUUGAGGGCUGGGUUCUGAUCAUUAGUGAUCAGCCCCAUUAACAGGCCUUGAGAUAGUUGGCCAUUACUGCUUUUUCAUCUAAUGACCUCCCUUGUAUCUCGUCCAAGCUGCCGGCUAACAUGUGUAAAAUACCACAGCAUACCAAUUUGUGAUUUCAUGUGGCCAUGGCGUUUCAGAGGGUGACCUUUAUCCGAUUGACUGUCGCAAUGAUUAUUAACAUUGUUGUGAUAUGUACUCAGAAAACUCUCUCAACAAAUAUAAGUUAUACAUUUGUAGAUUUUUGAAGUUUAUGUCUGUUAUUGGCAAAUGAUACCAGCUUGAUUCACUAGGCCAUCUGAUAGCAAAGGGUUAUCAGCUGGCUUUCAUAGAUUUCAGAAUGCUGAACUAAACAAACCAUGUUUUAAAGGUUUAGGGUGAACAGCUAAGAAUGGCCUUAAUGUGAAUAAACUGUUAUAUGAUCCUGGACCAAAUGAUAGUAUUAUAAGCACUUUCUGAAUUAUACAACAAAGAAUAUUUGGGGACCAAAAUAAAAAUGAGCUUUCUUCAACUUUCACAACAAAAUGUUUUUCUGAGAUGGUUUAAGGUAUU
Notothenia coriiceps (black rockcod) is the source of this 2224-nucleotide messenger RNA. Its product is annotated as 5-hydroxytryptamine receptor 1F. The record is from RefSeq and is a predicted model, not a curated record. Lineage: Eukaryota; Metazoa; Chordata; Actinopteri; Perciformes; Nototheniidae. Bases 117 to 1322 code for a protein of 401 amino acids. Gene Ontology annotation, cellular component: plasma membrane. The transcript has 2 exons. Gene Ontology annotation, biological process: adenylate cyclase-activating adrenergic receptor signaling pathway; positive regulation of MAPK cascade. Gene Ontology annotation, molecular function: G protein-coupled serotonin receptor activity.